UCGGCUCGAGAGGAGAGCGGAGCAGGCGCGCGGCCCAGACGGAGGAGCGCGGACUCUGGAGCAGUCGGAGCUGGAGGAGGAGGAGAGGCGGCGGGGAAGGCGGAGGAGGGAGAGAGUCGCUCCCGCCCGGCGAGCAUGGGUCGCCCGGCGCCGAGGCCCCUGCUGCUGGCGCUCCUGGCGCUGGCUCUUUGUCAAGGGCGCGUGGUGAGAGUCCCUACAGGGAGCCUGGUCCGAGUGGUGGACACUGAGCUGGUUAUUCCCUGCAAUGUCAGUGACUAUGAUGGCCCCAGCGAGCAGAACUUUGACUGGAGCUUCUCAUCCUCCGGGAACACCUUUGUGGAGCUGGCGAGCACCUGGGAGGCGGGCUUCCCAGCCCAGCAAUAUCGGGAGCGGCUACAGAGGGGUGAGAUCCUAUUGAGGCGGACAGGCAAUGAUGCUGUGGAGCUCCAUAUAAGGAAUGUCCAGCCCUCAGACCAAGGCUACUACAAGUGUUCAACCCCUAGUACAGAUGCCACCGUCCAGGGAAACUACGAAGACACAGUGCAAGUUAAAGUGCUGGCUGACGCUCUGCAUGUGAGCUCCAGCCCGCAACCCUCCCCUGCCCUGAGCCUGCGGGAAGGUGAGCCCUUCGAGCUGCGCUGUUCAGCCUCUACCACCUCGCUGCUGCACACGCACCUGUCAGUGAUGUGGGAGGUUCAUCGGGGCGCCGCCCGGCGGAGCAUCCUUGCCCUGACCCAUGAGAACAGGUUCCGCCCUGGCCCAGGGUACGAGCAGCGCUACCACGGCGGUGAUGUGCACAUGGACACAGAAGGGAGCGACAUUUACCGCCUCUCAGUAUCCCGGGCUGUAUCGGCAGACCAGGGCUUGUACAAGUGUGUGGUCAGUGAGUGGAUUGGAGAGCAGAGUGUCUGGCAAGAAAUUCAAGAAAAAACGGUGGAUGUUGCCACCGUAGUGAUCCAGCCAACAGUUCUAAGAACAGCCGUAGCCAGGAACAUGUCUGUGGCUGAAGGAAAGGAACUGGACCUGUCCUGCAACAUCACGACAGACCGAGUGGAUGACAUCCGGCCUGAGGUGACAUGGUACUUCAGCAGGACACCAGACAGCACUUUGCCUGGCCUCCAUGUGUUGGCACGGAUGGACCGUGAUUCCCUGGUGCACAGCUCUCCUCAUAUUGCUUUGAGCCACACGGAUGCACGCUCCUACCAUUUACUGGUUCGUGACAUUAGCAAAGAAAACUCCGGCUACUAUUUCUGCCACGUGUCGCUCUGGGCACCCAGACAUAACAGGAGCUGGCACAAGGUGGCAGAGGCCAUGUCUGCCGCGACCGGUGUGGAUGUGACCUGGCCAGAACUAGACUACCAAGUGUAUCUGAAUGCUUCUAAGGUCCCCGAGUUUUCCGAUGACCCCACCAAGCUGGAAUGCCGGAUAGUGGACAUGAAGCGCUUGGAGGCAAAUGUCCGCUUCACUGUUUCAUGGUACUACAGGAUGACCCGACGCAGUGAUGACGUGGCCACGAGUGAGCUUCUCGCUGUCAUGAAUGGGGACUGGACCCUGAAAUACGGAGAGAGAAGCAAGCAGCGGGCUCAGAAUGGAGAGCUUAUUUUUUCUAAGGAGCAUGUGGACACAUUCAGUCUCCAAAUCCAAAGGACUACAGAGGAAGACAGAGGCAAUUAUUACUGUAUUGUGACUGCCUGGACCCAACAGCGGAAUAACAGCUGGGUAAAAAGCAAGGAUGUUGUCUCCAGGCCUGUCAACAUCUUCUGGGCAUCAGAAGAUUCUGUGCUUGUGGUGAAGGCAAGGCAACCAAAACCUUUCUUUGCUGCAGGAAAUACAUUUGAGAUGACUUGCAAAGUGUCUUCCAAGAACAUUAAAUCGCCACGGUAUUCUGUUCUCAUCACGGCUGAGAAACCUGUGGGGGACCUCUCCAGCUCCAAUGAAACCAAGUACAUCAUCUCCCUGGACCAGGAUUCCGUGGUAAAGCUGGAAAAUUGGACAGAUGUGUCACGGGUGGAUGGUGUCGUGCUAGAGAAAGUGCAGGAAGAUGAAUUUCGCUAUCGAAUGUACCAGACGCAGGUCUCAGAUGCAGGACUCUACCGCUGCAUGGUGACAGCCUGGUCUCCUGUCGGGGGCAGCCUGUGGCGAGAAGCAGCAACCAGUCUCUCCAAUCCAAUUGAAAUAGACUUCCAAACCUCAGGUCCUGUAUUCAAUGCCUCUGUGCAUUCAACCACACCAUCAGUCAUCCGGGGAGAUCUGAUCAAACUGGUCUGUAUCAUCACCAUUGAAGGAGCAGCACUCGAUCCAGAUGACAUGGCCUUCGAUGUGUCCUGGUUUGCGGUGCACUCCUUCGGCCUGGACAAGGCUCCUGUCUUCCUGUCUUCCCUGGAUCGGAAGGGGAUUGUGAACACAGCCCAGAGGGAUUGGAAGAGCGAACUCAGCCUGGAGCGCGUGGGUGUGCUGGAAUUCUUGCUGCAAGUGCAUGGCUCCGAGGACCAGGACUUUGGCAACUACUAUUGUUCCGUGACUCCAUGGGUGAAGUCACCAACAGGUUCCUGGCAGAAGGAGGCAGAGAUCCAUUCCAAGCCCAUCUUUAUAACUGUGAAGAUGGAUGUGUUGAACGCCUUCAAGUACCCCCUACUGAUCGGCGUCGGUCUGUCCACUGUCAUCGGCCUCCUGUCCUGUCUCAUUGGCUACUGCAGCUCCCACUGGUGUUGUAAGAAGGAAGUCCAGGAGACGAGGCGUGAACGCCGCCGGCUCAUGUCGAUGGAGAUGGACUAGACCAAGGGACGUUUCUAGAAGCAAUUUGGGUGAGAAGAGGACAGUGAUUGUUUUAAAGUGUGAAGUGUGUUACACUCAUAACCAGUCCUCUCUAAUCUCAGGUGGGACUUGGCGCUCUCUCUUUUCUGCAUGUCAAGUACGGAGCGCGGACAUGUUUACCAGCACACAGCUCUUCUUCCCACAGCACUUUCUUAGAGAACAAUCGAGUGUGUGUUUUCCCAGCUGCGGCUUUUUAAUGGUUAACCUUCGUCUCAUUUUUUUCUCCUACUGGUUUAUAGGUCCUCUGACUUCUGCGUGUGUAUAUCUUUGUGUUGUGAGGGGUUGCGGUGAGGAAGGGGGUGACGGCAUUCGGAAUUAUUUGUCUGGAGUGAGAAUGGG
Molecule: messenger RNA, 3153 nt
Organism: Chrysochloris asiatica (Cape golden mole)
Lineage: Eukaryota; Metazoa; Chordata; Mammalia; Afrosoricida; Chrysochloridae
Gene: PTGFRN
Product: prostaglandin F2 receptor inhibitor
Exons: 9
Coding region: 136-2775 (879 amino acids)
Source: RefSeq, a predicted model, not a curated record